UCAAUUUACGCAAUUUAAAAAGCAGGGAAGGACGGUGUGCCUGCCUGCAGCCUGCCAGAGUCUCCUCCUCCUCUGUAUCUCAAGAGCCAUUUUAAUUUUUACAUAGAAUCUCAAACCACCUUUCCUCAUCUUCCUAGGGUUUUGCAUAUAUAUAUAUCUCUCGUUCAUCGAUCUAUUUGGAUUGGAUACUCAUCAUUGAGCGGAGGAGGUCAUACUGUUUUUGCAAGCAAUAGUAAAAAUGGGAUUCUCUUCUCUCCUCAGAUCUGUGCCUGCUUCCCCUGUUCUACACGCUUCUUCAUCUUCCCAUCGCCAUCAGGCAUCAUUGGCUGGCUUCAAUCAAGGCUGCACCUCCGUCAAGUUUGAAUCAAGCAUCUUUGGUUCCGCUCUUCCAAAUGUUCAUUCAUCUUCCGUACAAGGAUCUGGUUCCAGCAGUAUUCAACCUGUUAAAGCUACAGCCACCGAACUACCUCCAACAAUUCCAAAAUCACAAACUACUGGGAAGACAAGGGUUGGGAUCAAUGGGUUUGGAAGGAUUGGAAGGUUAGUUUUACGAAUUGCAACGUCAAGGGAUGACAUUGAUGUGGUUGCAGUUAAUGACCCUUUUAUUGAUGCUAAUUACAUGGCAUACAUGUUCAAGUAUGACUCCACUCAUGGUGUCUUCAAAGGAACCAUUAGGGUCUUGGAUGAGUCUACUCUGGAAAUAAAUGGGAAGCCUAUCAAAAUUAGCAACAAGAGGGACCCAUCAGAUAUUCCUUGGGGUGAUCUUGGAGCUGAUUUUGUUGUUGAGUCUUCUGGUAUCUUCACCACAGUUGAGAAGGCAUCUGUGCACAAAAAGGGUGGUGCAAAGAAGGUUGUCAUCUCAGCUCCAUCUGCUGAUGCACCUAUGUUUGUGGUGGGUGUUAAUGAGAACACAUACAAAACAACCAUGGAUGUCGUUUCCAAUGCCAGUUGUACCACCAAUUGCCUUGCUCCUUUGGCCAAGGUGGUUCACGAGGAGUUUGGCAUUGUAGAGGGUUUAAUGACAACUGUGCACGCUACCACAGCCACACAAAAGACAGUUGAUGGCCCUUCCAUGAAGGAUUGGCGGGGAGGCCGUGGAGCUGGGCAAAACAUAAUCCCCAGCUCAACUGGGGCUGCAAAGGCUGUUGGAAAAGUUCUUCCAGCACUUAAUGGUAAGCUCACUGGAAUGGCCUUCCGUGUUCCCACACCUAAUGUCUCUGUUGUAGACCUAACUUGUCGGCUGGAGAAGAGUGCUUCUUAUGAGGAUGUCAAAGCAGUCAUAAAGUAUGCAUCGGAAGGUCCACUGAAGGGCAUUCUUGGAUACACAGAUGAAGAUGUUGUAUCAAAUGAUUUUGUUGGUGAUUCCAGGUCAAGCAUUUUUGAUGCCAAGGCUGGUAUAGGUUUGAACGACUCUCUCAUGAAGCUUGUGUCCUGGUAUGAUAACGAGUGGGGUUACAGCAAUCGGGUGUUGGAUUUGAUAGAGCACAUGGCAUUGGUUGCUGCUGCUACCACCAACUGAAUACCAGAGAUGGCCAAGGUUGCAAGCAACAUUAGCUAGCUAGGCUAUAGAGGAGAAUUGAAUUGUGUAGGGAGUGGUUAGAUUUGUUGUGGGAGUCCCCUUUUUGUUUCUGAAUGGACUACAUCCAUAAAAAUAACGAAUAAUUGGGCUUGUAUUACAGAAAGACUUAUUUAUUUUUUCGUUCAAUAUUUCGUAACAUUACGCUUUUUGAGGUUGCCUAAA
Ipomoea nil (Japanese morning glory) is the source of this 1741-nucleotide messenger RNA. Its product is annotated as glyceraldehyde-3-phosphate dehydrogenase GAPCP1, chloroplastic-like. Gene Ontology annotation, biological process: glucose metabolic process. The coding region runs from base 239 to 1519 and encodes 426 amino acids. The record is from RefSeq and is a predicted model, not a curated record. Gene Ontology annotation, molecular function: NADP binding; NAD binding; oxidoreductase activity, acting on the aldehyde or oxo group of donors, NAD or NADP as acceptor. The transcript is spliced from 14 exons. NCBI's taxonomy places the organism in Eukaryota, Viridiplantae, Streptophyta, Magnoliopsida, Solanales, Convolvulaceae.